Akanthomyces muscarius is the source of this 2418-nucleotide messenger RNA. RefSeq lists its product as uncharacterized. Gene Ontology annotation, molecular function: RNA polymerase II cis-regulatory region sequence-specific DNA binding; zinc ion binding; DNA-binding transcription factor activity, RNA polymerase II-specific. The transcript has 2 exons. Gene Ontology annotation, biological process: regulation of transcription by RNA polymerase II; DNA-templated transcription. NCBI's taxonomy places the organism in Eukaryota, Fungi, Ascomycota, Sordariomycetes, Hypocreales, Cordycipitaceae. The record is from RefSeq and is a predicted model, not a curated record. The coding region runs from base 1 to 2418 and encodes 805 amino acids. Gene Ontology annotation, cellular component: chromatin.
AUGCCUGGAGCAAGCGUUGCCGUUUUGCCGCCCCAGGCGGCAUCAACGUCGUCCCGAAAGACUUCCCUCGCACCUGAACGCAAAUACAAAUGCCAAUUCUGCAACCGAGCCUUUAGCAGAAGUGAACACAGAAGCCGCCACGAGCGAUCACACACCAAAGAACGUCCCUUCAAAUGCAUGAAGUGUAGAAGCACCUUUGUCCGCCGCGACUUGCUUCUUCGCCAUGACCGAACUGUCCACGCCAAAGACGGUGGUGUCCCUUUGCACAGCGACGGAAAGCGACGUGCUGGUCCCAAGACCCGUGGUAUUGAUGGCACACCCAAGGCAUCUCUCGCAGCCCUCGAUGCCUCCACCUUGGAGCAAAUGGAUGGUGGCCCGGAUAGCAUCUUUGAUGUCGAGGCCGCCGCCAUGCUUGUCGCCGACUUGCAUCACAAGGCCACUGCUGCCAUGCGCAGCGAUGACUCGCCCUACGACGACAGCCAAUCCAUGUCCUACUCGCCUCGCACCUCGGCUGCUAUGGAGCCAGCAGUCACGUACCCGUCUGGCGCCAUUGCCUUGCCCCAGGUUCAGUGGGAAAACUUCAUGUCGCAGCCUGGCGCGGACCCCAAGACCCAUCCCAUCACGCCUAGUGUUGCCGGCUCCUUCGAUUCGCAGCGCUCUUUUGCUAGUGGCGCCACUCUGCAGCCGCAUCCCAACCAGUUGCCCCCCAUCGGAAGUCAAAAUUCUCACGGCUUCGUCCCAGCCAUUCAGUCCAUGCUGAGAUCCGCCUCCCAUUCCGAUGCCGGCACCCCGAUGAGUCCUGCCUUUGACUCGGCCCAGGCUGGCUUCAGAGCUCCUCAGUUCUCCGGCGAUGACGAGCGUAACGCUAUUCUCGACAUCAUUCACAGUCAUGAUCGCGAAAACGCCAUCCCCGAAGGCUUCCGCCUACCUGGCCUCGGCUCACUGAACCGCUACCUGUCGACGUACUUUGGCCUGUUUCAUCACCACCUGCCCUUCUUGCAUCCGGCAUCUUUCAACCCCGCACAGAUCUCGCCUCCUCUACUCCUUGCUGUUCUGAGUAUCGGAGCUCUGUACGCCUUUGACCAAGACCAGGCCUACAUGCUGCACAUCGGCUCCAAGGUGCUCGUCAACCAGUUCCUGCAAAAUAAGGAAAAUUUCAGCUCUCGCAAGUGCCCGCUUUGGACCAUGCAAAGCUCGCUGCUGAACAUGAUCUUCGCUAGCUGGAGCGGUGACCCCAAGGGACUCGAAUGGGCGUGCUCGAUCAAGAGUCUGCUCGCCAACAUGGUCGCCGGCAAUCGCUAUGAGCUCAAGCUACGUCAAGAGGCCCGCGGCAAUGCCAAGCCUACGCGCGCCGAAUGGGUUGAGGAUGAAGGCUGCCGUCGCACGUACUACGCAGUCUACAUCUUCUUUGGUCUGCUGACGUUGACGUACAAUCACACUCCUGCCAUCAGCUUCAACGAGUUUGAGGACCUUCAGCUUCCGUCCACCGAAGCCCUCUGGAACGCCCAAGUCAACGAUGAGAGCGCCUCGCAAGAUCAUCUCAAGGGUCCUCCUGCCAUCACGUUCCUCGAGGCCCACGACAACCUUUUCCAAGGCGAGACUCUGCAAUACAGCGCAUUUGCCACUCGUGUCAUGAUCAACGCUCUGUUUCUGGAGGUCUGGUACCACAAACGAAGCCCCGAAGCACUGCAGGACGUUGUCACUGAGUACAAGCUGCGCCUGGCUCUUGAAACUUGGGACAAGUCUCUGGAGCGCUGUGAGCCUGAGACGGUCAACGUUCCUCUCAGCGCUCCCCACAAGGGACACCCGCUGAUUUUCAACGCCAAGGCCAUGUACAGAAACGCUCGUGCUCGCCUUGAGGUCGACCUGAAGGGUGUUCAAGAAGCUCUCCGCUAUCACGAUCCUUAUGAAGUUGGUGCUGCCAUGUCUCGUGCUCGCGAUCGCGUGAAGCGAUCGAGUGAGCUGAUCAAGGUUAUCGAGGAAUGCUAUAGCUGCAUCGAAACGGCCGUUUUACAGGGCGUUCGAUGGGUUGCCCGCACCUCACCUACCAAUUGGAGCGUAGAGCAUCCGUUGUGUGGGCUUGACCUUAUGAUCAUUCUCUCGCUUUGGCUCUAUCGUCUGGAACAUGACGAAGAGCCAGCGACGCAGGAAGAACUGGCCAUGUACAACAAAGUAAGACAGCUCUUCGUCAAGGACCUGGAUGAGAGUUACAUGUCCCAACUCAGCUCAAUUGUCGCUCGGCUUUGGGGCUCCAUGCUCGACGAAGUCGUGGUCUGGGGAAUCACCCGUCUCAUGGGCGAAUCCUUCAAGCUUCACUCCCAAGCGCUCGUCGGCUACGUCGACGAUCGCGAAGCUUCCUCAAGCGUUUCCACUCCUUCGAUGAUCUCGCAAGGAGCGGAUGAGGAUAGCGUGUACUAA